AUGGCUACUAUAUCGACGACCUCUGAGUCCGAAACGCCCGCCAUGUCUACCGCAGAGAGCACCCCUCCUUCCUCCCCUCUGCAGGAGACUGAUACAAAGAUGGAGGCCGCGACAAACGGUGCUCUAGAUCAGGAAACAGCGGUCAAGGAAGAGGACAAAAUGGACAUUGAUGCAGAAGAUGAUGAAGACCUGGACCACAAAUCUCGCGCGCUGACAAAGUUACUAAAGACAAGUUCCGUCUUUGUCGCAAUCAUGGCCGACAAGAUGAAGGCUCAGCAAAAGGAGGCCCAGGAAAAAGCCAAAAGAGUUCAAGUGCGGAAGCAGAAUGAAGAAGCCAGAGCCGUGCAAGGCAAAGGCCCAUCUCGCAAGUCCACCAGGGCAACUGCCGCCGAAGCGGAGAAGAAGUCAUCUGAACAAGAACAAUCCAGCAAAAGGACUGGGAGGCGAGGAAGACCUGCUAAGAGCACGAACCUCGCGAAGAAAAGUAUUACAGACUAUUUCGAUGCCGAGACCAUUGAGAUCGACCAGGAGGGUCCGUCCGUUCAAGAAGCCUUGGCUGAAGCAGCUGAAGAGUAUGAAGGUGAAGGUCUCGGUGCUCAAGAUCUUGUUGCUACUGAGCAACCCAAGCUAGUGACUGGUGGCAAGAUGAAAGAGUACCAGCUUGAAGGCCUUGAGUGGCUCAAAUCACUCUGGAUGAACGGUCUUUGCGGCAUUCUAGCGGACGAGAUGGGUCUAGGCAAGACUUUGCAAGCCAUUUCCAUGAUCGCAUUUUUCAAAGAGCAUAACAUCUCCGGGCCAUUCCUCAUUGCAGCACCACUCAGCACCGUCCGCAAUUGGGUGGAAGAGUUCAAACGAUGGACCCCAAGUAUCAACACAAUCUUGUACCAUGGUAGCAGGGAUGAGCGUGAUGCCAUGCGACGAAAAAAGAUGAAGAUGGGUGAUCAAAGUAAAUUCGAGUUCCCCGUUGUGGUCACCAGCUACGAAAUCUGCAUGAACGACAAGAAGUUUCUCAGCAACUACCAAUGGCGCUACAUCAUUGUGGACGAAGGUCAUCGACUGAAGAACAUGAACUGCAAACUCAUCAAAGAGCUCAUGUCGUACAAUUCAGCCAAUCGACUGCUCAUUACUGGUACUCCACUCCAGAACAACAUUGCAGAGUUGUGGUCAUUACUCCAUUUCCUGCUACCCGAGGUCUUCAAUGAUCUGGACAGCUUCGAGAAAUGGUUUGACUUUUCGAGCGUAAUCGAAGACAAAACCAACGCGGAUGGCAAAAGUGUCAAAAGGAAGAACAAUUUGGUCUCUACCAUGCACGCAAUUCUCAAACCAUUUCUGCUAAGACGGGUCAAGACUGACGUCGAAUCAUCCUUGCCCAAAAAGAGAGAAUACAUUCUGUAUGCCCCUUUGAGUGGAGAACAGAAAGAUUUGUAUCGAGAAAUUCUGGCAGGAACAUCCAGAUCAUACCUCGAGAACAAAGCUGUGGAGCGGAUCGAGGCCCAGAGCCGAUCUUCGUCCCUCAAACGAAAAGCCAACGGCAGUGGUCGAUCAACUCCAGCCAAGAGCAUCAAGCCCAGCCGAGAUUCAACACCGUCCUCGGUAGUAUCGGCAGGAUCUCGACGAACAGGACGUAAGUCGACGAGGACAAACUAUCGAGAUAUAACAGACCGAGAGUUUAACUCACGUCUCCGUCGCGUGGAACUUGGAGAAGAGGAUGUCGACCUCGAUCGAGCAUCCCCGUCGGCCAAUUCAAACGACAUCUCUUCGGAUGAAGCAGAGGAAGUCGAACGUGCAGCUACCCUCAAAUUGGCAAAGAAGGAGAUGUCGUCGAAGAAACUCCAGAAUCCAGUGAUGCAAGCCCGACUCGCAUGUAACAGUCCGCACAAUUUCUAUUGGCCAUGGAAACCAAGUACGGUAGCACAGGAAGAAUCCGGUGAUUUCCCUCAGGUCGAUGAAAGCCUGGUCAGCGCAUCUGGCAAGAUACUUCUCCUCGACACGCUCCUCCCACGACUGUUCAAGUUAGGCCACAAGGUGUUGAUCUUCAGCCAAUUCAAGACGACACUCGACAUUCUCGAGACAUAUGCGGUCGAACUCCGUGGAUGGAAAGCAUGUCGCAUUGAUGGAUCUGUUGCACAAGAAACAAGGUACGAACAGAUUACGAGUUUCAACACUGACAAGUCAUUCAACUUGUUCCUGCUCUCGACACGUGCCGGCGGCCAGGGCAUCAACCUUACUGCGGCCGACACGGUGAUUCUUUUCGACUCGGACUGGAAUCCACAACAAGAUCUACAGGCGAUGGAUCGGGCACAUCGAAUCGGUCAGACCAAGCCCGUGAUUGUGUAUCGACUUGCCACCCGAGGCACUGUGGAAGAGACACUUUUGUUCAAAGCCGACAGCAAACGCAAGCUGGAGAAACUCGUCAUUCAAAAAGGGAAAUUCAAAUCUCUUCUGUCGGACUCGCGUGCCCUCGGUCGCAACAUGGACAUGGAUGAGAUUAAUGGUCUCUUUGCCAAUGAAGAAUUUGAAAAGUACGAUGUGGUCGACAACGGUGAUGGUGCUUUGGGCGGCAAGAUUCUCAAGGAAGAGGAGCUGAAGAUCCUCACCGAUCGAUCCGACAAGGCGUACGAGAGAGCAGAGAAGGGUCUUGAUGUUGGUGGUGAAGGAACGGCGUUUAAAGUUGCAGAGACCAAACGGGAGGACGGGACGACAACGGAUGUUUUGGCUGAUUUCACCACAAAGAGCAAGUCUAACAAAGUUGAGUGAUGAUGAAUCAGAUGGCAUCGAUGGGGUUGGAUGGAUGAUAUUUUGUCGGCGCUGUGACUGGAGGAACCUUGUUACAGCGUGAAUAGUUCCUUGAAAUGGUUAUCAAGCUAUAGCGAAGGUGCUGGUGUAUACUACGUGGCUGAGACUUGGUGUUGUGAAUGGCUGUUGUUAUUG
Messenger RNA from Exophiala mesophila, 2931 nucleotides. RefSeq lists its product as uncharacterized. Gene Ontology annotation, cellular component: pericentric heterochromatin; nucleus. The record is from RefSeq and is a predicted model, not a curated record. Gene Ontology annotation, biological process: negative regulation of gene expression via chromosomal CpG island methylation; DNA methylation-dependent constitutive heterochromatin formation; lymphocyte proliferation. Gene Ontology annotation, molecular function: chromatin binding; ATP-dependent chromatin remodeler activity; ATP binding. Bases 1 to 2757 code for a protein of 918 amino acids. The transcript has a single exon. NCBI's taxonomy places the organism in Eukaryota, Fungi, Ascomycota, Eurotiomycetes, Chaetothyriales, Herpotrichiellaceae.